CGGCUCCUCCGCCAUCUUAUGUCGCCUUUCCAUUGUUCAUAACUGGAGUCAGCCGAGGCGGCAUUUCACAUUUACUCUCAUUAUAACAGGUUUGGCGGAGAACAGAGAGGGUUACAACACUGGAAAGAGCGAGACACAGGCGGAACUCGAGAUCAUCUCAACAUCUACACAAGAGGAUUUUCUCUCAGGGUUCGGUGUCUUAAUUCGAUCGGAAAAAAAUGAUGGACGACGAGCAGCCCAAGACCCUGUAUGUAGGAAAUCUGUCACGAGAUGUGACCGAGGCCCUUAUAAUGCAGCUCUUUGGUCAAAUUGGCCCCUGCAAGAGCUGUAAAAUGAUUGUGGAUACGGCAGGUAACGAUCCAUACUGCUUUGUGGAGUUCUUCGAGCAUAGGCAUGCAGCGGCCUCACUCGCAGCAAUGAAUGGGCGUAAAAUAAUGGGUAAGGAGGUAAAGGUCAACUGGGCUACAUCACCGAGCAGCCAGAAAAAAGACACAAGCAAUCACUUCCAUGUCUUUGUUGGAGACCUCAGUCCAGAAAUCACCACUGAUGACAUCAGAGCUGCCUUUGCACCCUUUGGGAGGAUAUCAGAUGCACGUGUAGUCAAAGACAUGGCAACGGGGAAGUCAAAAGGCUAUGGUUUUGUUUCGUUCUUCAACAAAUGGGAUGCAGAGAAUGCCAUUCAGCAAAUGGGAGGUCAGUGGUUGGGCGGCAGGCAGAUCAGGACUAACUGGGCAACAAGAAAACCCCCAGCGCCUAAAGCAACCUAUGAAAGACUUGCAGGAACAUGUUUGGCAUCGAUAAUCCUGGUUCUGUGUGUCUGGAUACAAGUGACAACCACAGCAAAAUCAAAUGCCAAGCACUUGUCGUUUGAUGAGGUGGUGAACCAGUCCAGCCCCAGCAACUGCACUGUGUAUUGUGGCGGAGUCACUACAGGCCUUACAGAACAACUCAUGAGACAGACUUUUUCCCCAUUUGGUCAAAUCAUGGAAAUUCGAGUGUUUCCAGACAAAGGCUACUCAUUUGUGAGGUUCAACUCUCAUGAAAGCGCAGCUCAUGCGAUAGUGUCUGUUAAUGGCACAUCCAUAGAAGGUCACAUAGUGAAAUGUUACUGGGGUAAAGAGACUACGGACAUGGUGAGCCCCUUGCAGCAGGUGCAGGUACCCCAGCAGAACAAAGUUGGUUUUGCUGCACAACCAUAUGGCCAGUGGGGACAGUGGUACGGCAACGCACAACAAAUUAGUCAGUACGUCCCUAACGGCUGGCAGGUACCCACUUACGGCGUGUACGGACAGGCCUGGAACCAGCAGGGCUUCAAUCACAUACAGGCUGGUGCUGGAUGGCCUGGUGUGAGCGCCGUGAGUAACGGAGGCGUGGUGGAGCCUGCGCAGGGAGUCAACGGCACCGUGCUAGCCAACCAGUCCAGUAUGGGCACUGCAGGAUACCACACACACUGAUGGAGCGACGGACAACUCUAGCACUCCACUGCAGCCGCAGCAGGGAUCUACACACGACCCGCACCCCAUUCUUAAACACCCAUCAAGAUGCCUGGCCUGGGGAGGGGUGUGCCAUUUUUUUGUUUUUUUUGUUUUAUUUUUUUUUCCCCUGACCCUCCCCAUCCUGCAUCUGUUAUUUACCUUGAGUUUGAGACUUUGAGGCAGAUCUUGCUCGACAUCGUGGGGUAUCGAGUUGCCCUACACUGGGAUUAAACAACAUACCCUGAUACACAAACGUAUUCAGACACAUUAACACACACUCACAUAAAUCCACAAGUCUUCGGCCUGGUGUCCGACUGACUUAUUCCAAGAGGACUAUGCCAUUUUUAACUCAAAGUACUAUAAAUAAAAUCAACAAUAACUGCAUCUUUUUCCAUUUUGCUUUUUUGGUUUGUUUAGAGCGAUUUCAGCUGCUGAUUUUGUAAUAUAUGAAGCUUUGCCUUUUUUCUUUUUUGGACUUGCCAUUUUAAAAGCAAAAUUGUUUUGUUGAGAGGAGCGAUGACACCAAUGAAUCGUGUGAAAUGUCGUUUUUUUUUUUUUUUUUGUUUAUAAAAUGAAUAAAAUGGAUGUCAACUGUUGUAUUUUUUUAAUUAGACAUUCAAUUUCUCAAACUGAACCAAUUGCAGGGAUGACUGCCACAUUUUUUUCCUUCAAGGCAGAUGAAUAUUGCACAAUAUUAAUACGUUUUCACAAGAAUUUGAUGUUACGCAAAUUUUAGGUAUUUUGAAUUGUUUUGCAUUCCACUUUUUUUGAGGGCUUAUAAGUACAGUAUACCAUUCUGUAUGUAAAUAACCAAACAACUGUGUUCAACUGUUGGGACGCUAUAUAAAGAUAAUUCAGAUGUUGAUUAUGGAUGCUUGCUUGCUUUUUUUUUGUAGGUAGGUGGGAGGGACUGUGGGUGGGAAAGGGGUUUUGGGCUUCAUCGCAACUAUCUCUCAGCAUUAGCAGCUCUGUUAAAUGCUGGUCCAUACGGUUUUAAGGAUUCUUCCAGAGAACUCUUGGGGAAGAAUUUGAUGUCUUGCGCUGCAACGAACGAAGUGCGAUAAUUCUGUGUAUAGAAAUCAAAAUGUUGACACUUUUUUUUUUUUAAUGAAGUAUUUAGUAUCAAGACGAGAAACCUGAAUGGAUCAGAAUUUUGCACUGUUGCCCAUUGGAGUUUUAAAAGACGAGACCAAUUGUGUUGCCUUAUUUGAGUUGAUUUCAUUUGAAGAAACUGAUGUUAAUUAAACAUAGGCAGUGCCUACGAAGAAAUUGA
Onychostoma macrolepis is the source of this 2748-nucleotide messenger RNA. RefSeq names its product TIA1 cytotoxic granule-associated RNA binding protein (gene tia1). Gene Ontology annotation, cellular component: cytosol. The coding region runs from base 219 to 1454 and encodes 411 amino acids. Gene Ontology annotation, molecular function: mRNA binding. The transcript has 13 exons. The record is from RefSeq and is a predicted model, not a curated record. Lineage: Eukaryota; Metazoa; Chordata; Actinopteri; Cypriniformes; Cyprinidae.